This is a messenger RNA of Myotis davidii, 3062 nucleotides long. It is a transcript of the gene CCDC66, whose product is annotated as coiled-coil domain containing 66. Gene Ontology annotation, biological process: cilium assembly. The transcript is spliced from 18 exons. Gene Ontology annotation, cellular component: photoreceptor inner segment; cilium; microtubule. The coding region runs from base 85 to 2877 and encodes 930 amino acids. Gene Ontology annotation, molecular function: microtubule binding. The record is from RefSeq and is a predicted model, not a curated record. Lineage: Eukaryota; Metazoa; Chordata; Mammalia; Chiroptera; Vespertilionidae.
UCGGCGCCGAGCUUUUUGAUCCGCUCCGGCAACCGACGUACACAAGGGGCUUGGGCGUCCGUGGAGGGAGCGAGAGGUCAGGCCAUGAACUUGGGAGAUGGUUUAAAGCUUGAAACUGAAUUAUUGGAUGGAAAAACCAAGCUAAUAUUGUCUCCAUAUGAACGUAAAUCAAACAUUUCUGUAAAGAUGGGAAAUAAGACCAAGAUUGGAAAAUGUCCUUUAAGAACAAAACAAACCAGAUGCAUUCUAAAAUCAACACAAAAUACUUGUAUCAGUAGUGAAAAACGUUUGGAAAAGAAGAGAAUUGGUUCAGAAACGUCACUGGUAAAAGGUGAAAAAAAUAGUAUGGCUAAGGAUUUAUGCAAGCAGUAUGCUGAUAAAGACUGUCUUCAUAUCCGGAAAGAGAGUUCACCUACAACCCCUAAAAUACAGAAGACUGGGAACACCUUAAGUACACCUGUAAUAGCUAAACAGAAGCCUUGCAAAAAUCACAUCACUGGUGAAAAUAUGAAGAGUAGUUUGGUGUGUCUAACACAAGACCAGCUACAACAGAUUUUGAUAAAUGUAAACCACGGAAAUAGACCCAUGUUCCUGACCGAGAAUGGAAAGGAGGAGGAAACAAGUCAGUACAGUCUACAUUUAAACAGUAUUCCUAAUCAGCAAAAGGAUGAGAACAUUAUGGGACUACUCCAAAAAACUGAGGUUGUUUCAUGUGUCCAAGAUGAAAAUAAAUCUGUUUUAAAUAAAAGUCAGGAGACAUCUAAGCAGUCUGAGCAUAAAAUUGCCAUAGAGAAUGUAUGGAAACCAGCGGACAUAUUCAGUACUCUGGGGGAAAGAGAACGUGAUAGAAAUUUGUUGGAAGCAAAAAAAGCCCAGUGGAGGAAAGAGCUUGAUGAACAGGUUGCUUUAAAGAAGAAAGAAAAAGAAACUCCUGAAAAAUGGAAUAAUACUUGGGAAAAAUCUGAAAGGGAUAAAAUAGUAUGGGAAAAACUUCAAAUUCUUGACCAGUCUAAGGAAGCAGUCCUGCCAGAACACCCUUUCAGUGGUGUGAAACAAGAACAGCAGAGCAAUUGGACUGAAGAGUUGAACAAAGAAAUAGAAGAUGAUGGGCAAAGAAAAAUAGAAGAAAAAAUUGUAUCUUCAAAGGGUGAGGAACAUGACAGAUGGGCAGUGCAUUUUGAUUCUCAGUCCCAGCUGUCCUCUCGGUCAACAUACAAACAACCAGACUACUUCUGUAUCUCCCCGGACCCCCAGGAGCUGGCUGAUGUCAGCAGUGUUUAUACACCUACAACUGGAAGCCAGAUUGAACCUUUAGAAGAGGAGUAUAUAGCAAAACCUGUAAGAGGUGCAGCAAUCCCAAACAGUCAAAAAACAAACUUUCUCCGUUCUAUGACUGCUCUCUUGGACCCAGCUCAAAUUGAAGAACGAGACAGGCGGCGACAAAAACAGUUAGAACAUCAGAAAGCCAUCUCUGCUCAGGUAGAAGAAAAGCGUAGGAAGAAGCAGUUGCAAGAAGAGCAAAGAAAGAAGGAAGAACAAGAAGAGGAGCUUCGCUUAGCACGGGAACGAGAAGAGAUGCAGAAACAGUAUGAAGAAGACAUACUUAAGCAAAAACAAAAGGAAGAAAUUAUAACUGUCAAGACAAAUGAACUCUUCCAGACAAUGCAGAGAGCACAGGAGCUGGCACAGAGACUAAAACAAGAACAGAGAAUCCGAGAAUUGGCUCAAAAGGGACAUGACACUUCUAGAUUGAUUAAAAAUCUUGGCGUUCAAGUGGAAUUUAAUGAAUCUACUAAGAACAUUUCAAAUUCAAGACAUGGCUUGGAUGAAGUCAGUGUUAAAAUGAACACCUGUAUCAAUUCUACGAACUCUCCUAAGAAGGAUACUGGUGUGCAAACAGAUGACUUAAAUAUUGCAAUAUUCACCAGCACAGAAUCACAGUAUGGAUCAGUAAUGGAAAGGGAAAUUAUACAUUGUUCAUCUCCCGAGAUUCCUGCAGAAUUUAAUGAACAGUUUAACACUCAGAAAAAACAACAAGAACUAAGAAGUCAGAAUAAAGGAGCCAACUUAGAAAAAGAAAGCAGUUGGUGUAAUGACCAGUGUAGUCAGUUCACAAGAACAGAGAAACAAACAAAACAUAUGAAGAAAUGUUCUAAAAGACCUGAAUGGAAUAUAAAUAAACCACUCAAAGGGUAUAUUCCAGCAUCAGAAAAGUACCCUAAACAGCUUCAAAAGCAGAGAGAAGAAAAAAAAGUAAGAAGGCAAAUGGAACUGCUACAUUUAGUAGAAAGAAAUAAUCCUGGAAACCUCUCUCAAAACAGAGGCACUUCACCAGUUCUUCAUUCAUCUCAUCAAGACACAGAGCCAAAGUUCAGGUGGCAUUUAGUCAAAAAGGAAGAAGAACCUCUGAAAAUUAAUUAUUUCAGCAAAGAAAGGUCUCAAUCACCACCAGUUCCUGUGAUGAAAAACAGAACUCAACAGACACUGAAAAAGAGUAAUUACGAAAGAGAGGAUCUGAUCUCAGGAGGCAAUCAAACAGAGUUAUCACCCAGGAUUUCUGAACCAUCUCAUUUUAUUCCCUAUGUUCGAACCAAUGAGAUCUAUUACCUUGAUCCAGAUGCGCCAUUGUCUAGGCCUCUAACCCAGGAUCCUCAGUAUCAAAAUCCACAUAAUUGUGACCAAGAACGACAGCUAUCUGACUUGGACCCACUUCUUAAUCCUAACUUGGUGAAAAACAGGGAUAGACAGCAAGCAAUCCUAAAGGGACUAUCAGAACUGAGACAGGGCCUUCUCCAGAAGCAAAGGGAGUUGGAAACUAAUCUCAUGCCUUUAGCUGCCAAUCAAGAAGAUAACUUUAGUUCUUCUUUUUCAAUAUAGAAAAUCAAAUCCUUCACAUUUGUCUUCCAAAUUAUAAAGUGUCCUCGUUGCUUAACUGUAUUUUUUCAAAUAGCCUAGAUUUAUUUUUAAAUGCUUAUUUAAAAUUUGUAUAUUCUGUAGUAAAAUGCUGUAUAUGUAUAUAUAAUAAUUUUUUAACAAUAAAACACUUUUCUGCUCUGUCACAA